AUGAAGCUGAAUCCACCAAUCGGCUUCAUCCAUCAUCAUGGCACUUUUCCGAAGUUUCUUGAACAACAUUUAAAGCCGGACGAUGAAACAGGUGCAUCGGUGCUUUGCCCACCUGAAUGGUUCAAACCGAUCUCGGAAACUCUAAGACCUUGUCGGAAUUUUUUCAAAGUUGGACAUAAAGUGGAAGCAAUCGACCAGAGGAGUUUCAACGGCAAAACGUGUCCAGCGACGAUCGUCGAAGUCACGAAGGUAAACUUUUGGGAUUUGAAUUGGAUUUUACGUACACUCCCUUCGUGUCGAACACAAUGA
Haemonchus placei is the source of this 309-nucleotide messenger RNA. The record is from the annotation of a GenBank genome assembly. Lineage: Eukaryota; Metazoa; Nematoda; Chromadorea; Rhabditida; Trichostrongylidae.